GAAAUUGUGUCCAGGAUAAAAAAUAUAGUUACUUUUAUAGAACAAAAACAAAACAAAAAAAAUCGAGUCAAUAUGCGUUUUUUCUUUUAUUCCAGUCUUUAAUGUUCCUGUCGUUGUUUUUCCAUAAAAGUCCUGUUCACCUGUGUCAGGUAAACAGGAAGUCCUACAGGUGUAUGCGGAGUGGAGACACGCCCUCAGAAACCUGAAGCUCCCGGAAAAAGUUUCCUUUUUUUUUCUUUACUGGCGUUUCGCUCCGUUUCCCUCCGCAGGAUUCACACAGACGACACAAUCAGGUCGGACGGAUAUUUGUGAACACCUCAGCCGGAGAGAAGACCUCAGUCACAAACACUACGAGACCUUUUUUUUUUCUCUCUCUUCAUCGAAACCUUCGCCUCGGUUUAUUUAUCUCCUCGCAGGUUGAAUUUGAAACACACAGGAGUCUGAGGCCUGCAGGUUCACGUCGACAGAAACCACAUUACUCAGGAGCGAGGAGACUCUGAGGCGGCUCGGCUCGGCUCGGUUGAAGGUCGUUUUGGUUUUAAUUCGAGCAGUCCGGUCCAGGAUGGACUACAUGGAUAGUGGAAUGAGAUACACCCCAAAGACGUCGGACAAAGACUGGGACACGUCGGUCCAGUUCUUGCCGGCGUCAGAUAACAAAAAGCUUGAGAAGAAAAAGGGUCCAGGGAAGGUCGGAGCUGUGAUCGGCGUGAUUAUCUUCGCCGCCGUCGUUGCACUUAUGACCGGACUGCUGGUCUGGCACUUCCACUUCCGUAAAGAUGUGCGGGUCAAGAAGAUGUACACCGGCUCCAUGCGGAUCACCAACCAGGUGUUUGAAGACGCGUACGAGAACUCCAACAGCUCUGAGUUCAAGGCGCUGGCCAAGCAGGUGACGUCACAGCUCAAAAUCAUCUAUUCCAAAAGUCCACAGCUGGCCAAAUACUACGUCGGUUCUACAGUUCAGGCUUUCAGCGAAGGCAGCGUUAUUGCCUACUACCUGUCCGAGUUCAGAGUCCCUGUGGGUCAGGAGGCAGCGGUGGACAACGCCAUGGCUACACUUAACAAGCUGGUGGAAAAAGAGCAGCGCUCGCUGAAAAGACCUGGCAACGCUCUGGUCCUCGAAGACGUGGUGUCGUCAGCACUUGACAAGCGCUUGUUUUCAUCAUCAUUCAGCGAAUUCUUAAGCUUCUCAGAACAUACGAAGAAAAAUCACCUGGGGCAGAUUCAGUCCCCCGGCUUCCCCAACCGCCCGUAUGGCCCCAACACCUUCAUCCAGUGGCAGCUGAGAGCGGACCCCAACUACGUCAUCAAGCUGGACUUCGACACGAUGAAUCUGGAGGAAAACUGCAAGAACGACUUCGUCAAAAUCUACGACUCCCUGGUGGCCAUCGAGAGCCGCGUCAUGGAGGAGAUGUGUGGGUACUACUCACCAAGUGAACCGUUGACCUUUCUGUCUUCUGGCAACGUCAUGUUGGUGACGAUGGCCACCAACGAGGAGGAGAACUAUCCCGGCUUCAGAGCACAAGUCUCACAGGUCAAACGUGGAAGUAAAGGUACAACAUGUGGUGGUCAGCUGUCAGGUGAAAAGGGCAACUUCUCUUCCCCCAACUUCCCAAAUUACUAUCCUCCUCAGACUUUAUGUCAGUGGUCGAUCGAGGUCCCUGCUGGUAAAGCAGUGAAGGUGACGUUCAAAAGGUUCCUCUUGUCUGAGCCUGGGCAGGAAAACAGCAAGGACUGCCUCAAAGACUACGUGUCAGUCAAUGGAAAGAAACUGUGUGGAGACAAACCUGAUGGAACAAUGACAGAAACCAGCGACAACAACAAAAUGACGGUGGUGUUUCGCUCUGAUGCGUCCUACGUGGACCGAGGUUUCGAUGCAGUCUUCGAGGCCAUGGACGUCAAAGACCCUUGUCCGAAACAGUUCCAGUGCAACAAUCAGCGCUGCAUUAAGUCAGACCUCAGAUGUGAUGGCUGGAAUGACUGUGGAGACAUGAGUGAUGAAUUAAACUGCAAGUGCGAUGCAAAGGCUAUCACCUGUAAAAAUGGAUUGUGUAAGCCCAUGUUCUGGAAGUGUGACGGCGUCGAUGACUGUGGAGACCGCACAGACGAGCAGGACUGCGGUGGAUGUCAGUCUGGACAAGUGACAUGCAGGAAUAACAAAUGUGUCUCUGAGAAGAAACGCUGUGACGGCACUGACGACUGUGGAGAUGGAUCAGACGAGCUCGACUGUGGGAGAACCUCUGAUGUGCGCUGCAGUGAUACUACAUAUAAAUGCAAAAACAACAAAUGCAUCACAAAAGUGAACCCGGAAUGCGACGGAACACAGGACUGUGAAGACGGAUCUGACGAGGAGAACUGCGACUGCGGGAGGAGCAUGUUCAAGACGUCACGUAUCGUGGGCGGUCAGGAUGCAGAUCCAGGGGAGUUUCCUUGGCAGGUCAGCCUCCAUGUCAAAUCUAUCGGUCACGUCUGUGGAGCGUCCCUCAUCAGUCCGAAGUGGCUGGUUACUGCUGCCCACUGUGUGCAAGAUGAAGGCGGCUUAAGGUUGUCCCAGCCCGACAAAUGGGAAGCUCAGCUCGGCCUCCACACCCAGCGGAACAUUGGAUCCACCGUGCAGAAGAGGACCCUGAAGCAGAUCAUAGCCCACCCUAACUACAACUCAUUCACCUUUGACAACGACAUCGCCCUGAUGGAGCUCUCCAGUCCCGUCACCUACUCAGACUACAUCAGGCCCAUCUGUCUGCCUGCUCCCCAGCAUGAUUUUCCAGUUGGUAGCACUGUGUGGAUCACCGGGUGGGGAGCCACCCGAGAAGGAGGAUUUGCUGCAACAGUUCUCCAAAAAGCCCAAGUCCGAAUCAUCAACCAUUCGACUUGUAACGAUUUGAUGAGGGGACAGCUCACGUCUCGGAUGUUGUGUGCUGGAGUGCUGAGCGGAGGAGUCGACGCUUGUCAGGGAGACUCAGGCGGUCCUCUGUCCAGUCCGUACGGCACUCAUAUGCACCUGGCAGGAGUGGUCAGCUGGGGCGAUGGCUGCGCUCGCAGGAACAAACCCGGCAUCUACACAACAGUCACCAAGUUCCGAGGCUGGAUCGAAGAAAAAACGGGAGUGUAGCCCGCUGCAAAGUGGUCGAGCAACACCAAGGAUAUGGACAUGAACACGGGCUGAUAAGCGUGCCACAGUGCAGGUUUUGGCUCCGGUCAAACGCAUCUUUCCAGCUGGUUUAGUGGGCUUGACUCCAAGUCAUAGCUGCAGUGAAAACUGCACUGUUUUGCUUGAAGAGCAAUUCAUUUUAUGUCCACUGUGAUUUUAUGAGGGUAGGGUUGAUGAAAUGUUUUAAAUUGUAAAUAAAGGUUUUAUUUUUGUGUGUUUUUGCCAUUGUUGUUGUAUGUGUGUGUUUAGAUGGAGAACAAUGUUAUGUGCCUCACAAGAAAUAGAUUUUAGGCGUGAUUGUUACACUUGUACACAUCUGAAAUGUGCAUCCUUGUACUCCUGUAGUAGACCUGUGUUUUAUCAGCAGCCAAGAAUUUCUCACCGCUUUUUUCUUGUUGUUGUUGUUGUAAAUUUUAUAAAUUAAAAACAAAAUGACAGCAUGGUCAUCCCAUCCUACCUCC
Messenger RNA from Acanthopagrus latus (yellowfin seabream), 3609 nucleotides. RefSeq names its product ST14 transmembrane serine protease matriptase a (gene st14a). Gene Ontology annotation, molecular function: protein binding; serine-type endopeptidase activity. Gene Ontology annotation, cellular component: membrane. The record is from RefSeq and is a predicted model, not a curated record. Gene Ontology annotation, biological process: acrosome reaction; proteolysis. The transcript has 19 exons. The coding region runs from base 563 to 3109 and encodes 848 amino acids. Lineage: Eukaryota; Metazoa; Chordata; Actinopteri; Spariformes; Sparidae.